Messenger RNA from Asparagus officinalis (garden asparagus), 2636 nucleotides. RefSeq names its product 5-methyltetrahydropteroyltriglutamate--homocysteine methyltransferase 2-like. The transcript has 15 exons. Gene Ontology annotation, molecular function: zinc ion binding; 5-methyltetrahydropteroyltriglutamate-homocysteine S-methyltransferase activity. The record is from RefSeq and is a predicted model, not a curated record. Lineage: Eukaryota; Viridiplantae; Streptophyta; Magnoliopsida; Asparagales; Asparagaceae. Bases 85 to 2382 code for a protein of 765 amino acids.
CCCUCGCAGCCCACCGGCCUCAUUCCCUCUCGCGCUUCUCUCCUUUAUAUUUGGGACUAAUUCCUCCUCGUAAUCAAAAGAAAAAUGGCGUCCCACAUUGUUGGUUAUCCUCGCAUGGGGCCAAAGAGAGAGCUCAAGUUCGCUUUGGAAUCUUUUUGGGACGGGAAGAGCAGUGCAAAUGAUUUGCAGAAGGUUUCUGCUGAUCUCAGGAGUUCUAUUUGGAAACAAAUGUCUGAUGCUGGGAUCAAAUACAUUCCAAGCAACACCUUCUCAUACUAUGAUCAAGUUCUUGACACAACGGCGAUGCUAGGUGCUGUUCCGAAGAGGUAUGGUUGGAAUGGAGGAGAGAUUGGCUUCGACACCUACUUCUCUAUGGCAAGAGGAAAUGCCACCCUUCCUGCUAUGGAGAUGACCAAGUGGUUUGACACCAACUACCACUUCAUUGUACCUGAAUUGAGCCCAGAUACGGCAUUCUCCUACUCUUCUCACAAGGCUGUGACUGAAUACAAAGAGGCAAAAGCGCUUGGAGUUGAUACAGUUCCAGUACUCAUCGGACCUGUGUCUUAUUUGUUGCUCUCGAAACCUGAGAAAGGAGCAGAAAAAUGCUUUUCUACCCUUUCACUAUUGGACAAAGUUUUGCCUGUUUACAAGGAGGUUAUUGCUGAGUUGAAGGCAGCAGGUGCUUCAUGGAUUCAGUUUGAUGAACCAACCCUUGUGUUAGAUCUCGAGUCUGACAAGUUACAAGCAUUCACUAAGGCAUACUCAGAAUUAGAAUCAUCAUUUUCUGGUCUGAAUGUGCUCGUUGUGAGCUACUUUGCUGAUGUUCCAGCUGAGGCAUACAAGACUCUUACUGGCUUGAAUGGCAUAUCUGGUUUUGGAUUUGAUCUUGUUCGUGGAACCAAGACUCUUGACUUGGUCAAAAGUGGCUUCCCUUCGGGAAAGUAUCUCUUUGCCGGAGUUGUAGAUGGAAGGAACAUUUGGGCCAAUGAUCUUACUGUAUCCCUCGACACACUUAAUGCUCUUGAAGCUGUUGUCGGCAAAGACAAGCUAGUGGUGUCAACCUCUUGCUCUCUGAUGCACACUGCUGUUGAUUUGGUGAAUGAAACUAAGUUGGAUGAUGAAAUCAAAUCUUGGUUGGCAUUUGCCGCACAAAAGGUGGUAGAAGUGAACGCUUUGGCUAAGGCAUUGGCUGGUCAGAAGGAUGAGGCCUUCUUCUCAGCAAAUGCUGCUGCUCAGGCUUCAAGAAAAUCAUCCCCUAGGGUUACUAAUGAGGAAGUCCAGAAAGCUGCUGCUGCACUUAGGGGCUCUGACCAUCGCCGGGCUACAAAUGUUAGUGCCAGAUUGGAUGCACAGCAGAAGAAGCUGAACCUUCCUAUCCUUCCAACCACAACUAUUGGUUCAUUCCCUCAGACGAUUGAACUCCGAAGGGUGCGCCGUGAGUACAAGGCAAAGAAGAUUUCUGAGGAGGAAUACGUAAAGGCCAUCAAGGAGGAAAUCAGCAAAGUUGUCAAGUUGCAGGAAGAGCUUGACAUUGAUGUCCUGGUUCAUGGAGAACCUGAGAGGAACGACAUGGUUGAGUACUUUGGGGAGCAGCUAUCUGGCUUUGCAUUCACUGCCAACGGCUGGGUGCAAUCAUAUGGUUCUCGAUGUGUUAAGCCACCGAUCAUCUAUGGUGAUGUGAGUCGUCCUAAAGCCAUGACUGUGUUCUGGUCCUCAAUGGCCCAGAGCAUGACCUCACGCCCCAUGAAGGGAAUGCUCACUGGUCCAGUGACAAUCCUCAACUGGUCGUUUGUCAGAAAUGACCAGCCAAGAUUUGAGACUUGCUACCAGAUUGCUCUUGCCAUCAAGAAGGAAGUAGAAGAUUUGGAAGCUGCAGGAAUCAAUGUAAUUCAAAUAGAUGAAGCAGCUCUAAGAGAGGGGUUGCCUCUUCGCAAAUCUGAGCAUGCUUUCUAUCUUGACUGGGCUGUGCACUCCUUCCGUAUCACCAACUGUGAGAUCAAGGAUACUACUCAGAUUCACACCCACAUGUGCUACUCCAACUUCAACGACAUCAUCCACUCCAUCAUCGACAUGGACGCUGAUGUGAUCACAAUCGAAAACUCCCGAUCCGACGAGAAGCUCCUCUCUGUUUUCCGCGAGGGUGUCAAGUACGGUGCUGGAAUUGGCCCCGGAGUGUACGAUAUUCACUCUCCUAGGAUUCCAUCGACUGAAGAAAUCGCUGACCGCAUCAACAAAAUGCUCGCUGUUCUCGAGUCCAAUAUUCUCUGGGUGAACCCAGAUUGUGGGCUUAAGACCCGUAAAUAUGCCGAGGUUAACCCUGCACUUACAAACAUGGUUGCUGCUGCUAAGCAGCUGCGCAAGGAGUUGAGCAGUGCCAAAUGAACAACUUAGAGAGAGAGAUGUUUAUUUGGUUGCCUAUUUGAAUAACUUGGGUUUCUGUUUUGUUGGUUGGUAUUUUAGAUUUGUUGAGGGAAGUGUAAGAGGAUGUUUAGAGUGACUACUUGUUUUCAUUGAGAGUAAGCUAAGUUUCUGUAGGCAUAUAUGCUUGUUGGAUUGUUUUGAGCUUUUUAUAUGGAGAGCUCUGAUGGUUUUCCGCAUUACUGAAAUCUAUGAGAGUUUUUGGUUUGAAAGUUCAA